AUGUACAAACUGCACCCCCACUCGGUGCUCCGUGGCACUGGCGGCUACAACAGUCGCCAUUUGCAGCAGGCGUUGAAAAAGAACAGAUCUUUUUUCACCACGCAAAACAUCUUGCAGAAGCCGCAGGAUGCCGUGCCCCAGGUCAACGGAAAGAAACUUACACCACAAGAGGCCAAGCUCGAGGCAGCAAAACUCGCCAUGAGCUCGCUCAAAGAAGUGGGGUCGCUUUUCUCCUCGGGUAACGAUGAUGCCGUGCAGCCCAUCGACUCGAGCCCUGUGUUCGAGAACCCGUAUGUAUUUGGGACCUUGAAUGUGGUCCACCAGGGCCAGGUGGCCAAGGAACUCCAGGAGAAAUUUGACGGGAAGUGGUCCAAGUUGACCGACAAGGACAAAAGGCUAGGGUACUACAUAGCGUAUGGAAACUGGGGCGUGCGGGAGAACUUCCACCAGUGGAACUCGCCGGACGCACCGUGGGAUUUGCCCUUCACAGUGCCCUCCAAAAUCCGAACGGCCAGCCCCAGCCCCGGCGACAAAAUCCACAAGCUAGAGCCCGUGUACCUCGCAGAGACCGAGGUCAGAAAGUCGCAGUUCGACACCAAGAAAACGGACCCGGUGACGAAGACGUUCAUCUACAUCACUGCGUUUGUCAUUGUUUUUGCGUUGGCAAGAGACAAGAAGGUGGGAGAGGAGGGCAAGCCCGUGGAGUAUAUUUCCGUUGACCAGUAUGCCAAGCAAAGGGAGGACGAAAAGCGGGAGCUCCAGCUCAAGCAGGACGCGGAGAAGGAGGCCGCGUUGGCCAAGGCUAGGGCCCGCAAAUGGUACUAUCUCUGGUUGAAGUGA
Metschnikowia bicuspidata var. bicuspidata NRRL YB-4993 is the source of this 840-nucleotide messenger RNA. RefSeq lists its product as uncharacterized. Gene Ontology annotation, biological process: mitochondrial electron transport, cytochrome c to oxygen. The coding region runs from base 1 to 840 and encodes 279 amino acids. The transcript has a single exon. The record is from RefSeq and is a predicted model, not a curated record. Lineage: Eukaryota; Fungi; Ascomycota; Pichiomycetes; Serinales; Metschnikowiaceae.